AUGACUUCGACACAACUACAUACAGUACCUGUUAUUCCGGACGGUUUACGUCGUGUGGAACUAAUUAAACAAUUUGCUGAUACUUUUGAUUAUUUGGAUUCUAUAUCACAAGACAUAUUUAAUCGUAUAUCUAGUCGUCUUAAUGUUUAUCGUGCAGAAGUAAAUCAAUUCGAUAAACAGAUUCAACAUUCAGAUGAACAUAUUAAUCAUAUAAAAGGUUCGAAAUAUCCUAUUCAAGUCCAUUCAAGUGCACGUUAUCCAAUUGAACAAAAUCGUUCAACAUUUAAAUCAAUAUUUGAAUGUGAUACAGAUAAUAAACCAUCUGUAUUUCAUUAUGAUUUAUUUCAUUCAAAUGAAUCAGAUGAUAAAUAUAUAAAUUCAAAAUCAAAUGAUGAUACAUUAAUUGUUUUAAAACAAUAUGAAGAAAAUUUUCUGCAAAAAACCAGAACAACUAAUUUAAAUGGUUUUGGAAGAUUGCCAACGAAUAUUAAAUCGGUUAUUUCAUUGCUUAAACAUAAUACAAAAGAAAAUCCUUAUAUACAAUCAAGAAAAACCGAUUCAUUAAAUACUGCUACUCGAAUGCGUAAACAAGUUGAUGGAUCGAUUCAAACACAUAACAGUUUUAUUGAAAAUCCAUCACCUCUAUUUUAUGAACAAAUGUUUGAACGUUCAGCCAUGGCUGAUAUCAAUUACAAUCCCACGUUAGGACUUGUACCUGAAUUGUCUUUACCUGAUAAUUUACCUGAACUGGACAAUUAUGCGACUUUUGUUGAUAAUACUGUCAUCGAUCGAACAAAACAACAAAUGACUUCUAUUGCACCUUCAUUUUCUGAUUUAAUACUACCAGAUAUUAAUGAUUUAACAUCAACUGCCAUAACAGCUCCUCCAGUUAAAUCUCCAGAACCAACAGUAUCUACUUUACCACCAGUCGAUAUACCAGAAAUCAUUCCUGUUACUCCUGCUUCAAUCUCUAUUCCUGCUCCACUUCCUUCACCGGCACCAGUACUUACCCCACCAUUAUUGCCUACAGCUCCUUCAAUAUCAACACCGCUAACAGUUGUUGAAGAACCACAAGCAGCAACUAUUAAUACAGUAGAUGGUAGUGAUGAUCCCUUUCUUAUACAGAUACAUAAUUUUUCGGAAACAAAUAAACUUAAACCUGUUACAAAGUCCAAUGCAGCCGACAAAGUACCAUCAGCAACUCCAAAUAUUAUGCACGAAAUAGGAAUAGUGAAACGACGUCCAUUUAUUGCACCAAAACAAGAAGAUGAUUCGGAUGAUUCAGAUGAUUGGAAUGAUAAUUUUUAUUGA
This is a messenger RNA of Adineta steineri, 1311 nucleotides long. The record is from the annotation of a GenBank genome assembly. Lineage: Eukaryota; Metazoa; Rotifera; Eurotatoria; Adinetida; Adinetidae.